Chenopodium quinoa (quinoa) is the source of this 2004-nucleotide messenger RNA. RefSeq names its product hexokinase-2-like. Gene Ontology annotation, cellular component: cytosol; mitochondrion. Lineage: Eukaryota; Viridiplantae; Streptophyta; Magnoliopsida; Caryophyllales; Amaranthaceae. The coding region runs from base 240 to 1637 and encodes 465 amino acids. The record is from RefSeq and is a predicted model, not a curated record. Gene Ontology annotation, molecular function: ATP binding; mannokinase activity; D-glucose binding. The transcript is spliced from 9 exons. Gene Ontology annotation, biological process: intracellular glucose homeostasis; glycolytic process; glucose 6-phosphate metabolic process.
CAGAUCUAGACUUUAUAUUAUAUACAUCAUUUUCAAUACAAAAAUACAAACUUGUCAACAACUCCAUGCCACUUGCCACCGUUUUGUAAUAAUAAUAAACCGUACGCCCAAAAUCGCUUACUUUCAGUUAUAUAUUAUAAUUAAUACAAACACUACCAAAUCUUUGUUAAUUCAUUCACAAAAAUUAGAAAGAGAGAGUAAAAGAAAAGAGGGAUUUUUCAGAAAGAUUAAAAGAAGAAAUGGGUAGUUGUGAAAAUGUAAAAAAUGGUAAAAAAUUGGAGGAAAUGGUGAGAAAAAUAGAAGAGGAAUUCUGGGUACCAGUUGAGUUGCUGAAAGAGUUGAGUGAUGACAUGGUGUUGAUGAUGCAGAAAGGUCUAGAAGAUGAAGAAUCUAGCUCUAUUAAGAUGCUUGUUUCUUAUGUUGAUUCUCUCCCUUCUGGCCAUGAAGAGGGAUGCUUUUAUGCAUUGGACUUAGGUGGGACAAACCUUCGUGUGAUGCAAGUUAAAUUGCAGGGAAAUAGGACUAUUGAAUUAAAAGCCGAGUCUUAUAUGGUACCUCCUAAGAUAAAGAUUGGGAAAUUACAUGAACUCUUUGAUUAUAUAGCGGAAAAGGUUUCACAUGUUUUUGAAUCGGUAAAAGCUGAUUUUGAUACUGUUCCUGGUAAGAAGAGGGAGCUUGGUUUUACUUUCUCAUUCCCGGUGCACCAAACAAGGAUAAACUCUGGAACUCUCCUUGAUUGGACAAAGGACUACGAUGCAAAAGAUGCUAUUGGCAAAGACAUGGUGGUGGAGUUGUCGAAGGCUUUGGAGAAACGGGCUAUUGAUGUAAAUGUAACUGCUUUGCUCAAUGAUACUGUUGGCACUUUGGCCGGAGGUCGAUUUAACAACAAAAAUGUUGUUGCAGCUGUGAUUUUGGGUACUGGUAUGAAUGCUGCUUAUAUAGAACAGUCUGAACGCAUUUUGAAGCCAUAUGGUCUUCCACCAAAAUCAGGACAAAUGGUUAUCAACACGGAAUGGGGCAAUUUCAAUUCUUCACUUCUUCCUUUAACUGACUAUGAUUGUGCAUUAGACAGUGAUAGUCCGAACCACCACAAGCAGAUUCUAGAAAAGAUGCUUUCUGGUAGAUAUUUGGGAGAAAUUGUGCGGAGAAUUUUGUUAAGUUUAGCUGAUGAUGCUGCACUUUUUGGUGACAUUGUUCCUCCAAAACUUCGACAACCUUAUGUUUUGGGGACGGAUAUUGUUUCAGCAAUGCAUGGUGACAAAUCCACUGACUUGAGUGUGGUUGGGAAAUGCCUAGAGAAGGUUUUAGAGAUAACUAAUGUAUCCCUGGAGAAGAAGAAGGUAGUUGUCAAGAUAUGUGAAGUUGUUGCUACACGAGGUGCUCGACUUUCAGCUUUUGCAAUACUGUCCAUCCUUAAGAUGCUAGGCAAAGACAAAACGAGUGCAGGGGAGACUGUAGUUGCUAUAGAUGGGUCAUUGUUCGGGAAAUACGAAGAGUUCAAACUUUGCUUACAGAAGACUCUUGCAGAUGAAUUACUCGAUGAAGAAGUGUCAAAGAUGGUUGUUCUUAGACAGUUCAAAGAUGCCUCAGGCAUCGGUGCUGCUGUAGUUGCUGCUUCACAGUCGAUUUACGAUUGAUAAAACUAGCAUUUGUUUGGUGGAUUUAGUCUAGUACUUCGUACAUAUUAAUGCUGUUCAAUAAUUCUUGCUGUUAAUUGUAACAAAAAAUUUCUUUUACAAUUUAAACCAUUAUUUCCCCAGAUUAUAUAGUGAAUGCAAUGCAGUUAUCUUUGACUUGAUAACUUGUGCAUUCAUUAUAUUUGAAAUUCGUGGGAAGUGCAAAUGUUAAUAAUUCAGAUAUGAUGUAAUUUUUGUUACCAAGUCUAAAUUGUCACUCCUUAAGUGUAAAAUAAAUUAAAAUUGAAUUUGUUAUAGUAGACAAUCAAAUUUAUGUAUCAGUAUUUGAUUGAAAAAAAAAAAAACAAAAAAAUUAGCUUUCAUAUUU